Molecule: messenger RNA, 783 nt
Organism: Perkinsus marinus ATCC 50983
Lineage: Eukaryota; Perkinsozoa; Perkinsida; Perkinsidae
Exons: 1
Coding region: 1-783 (260 amino acids)
Source: RefSeq, a predicted model, not a curated record
AUGGCUCUCGUAGCAGCUGCCCGACUUCUCCAUAAUUCUUCUGCUGCAGAUGGAUGUGCCUAUUGCCCUUAUGAGAUUGUCACAGGAAAGAAGCCUAAGACCUUACUGGAGGUUGCCUAUGGUGAUGACGAUCCGGGUCCGGCGGAUCCGGAGAAGAUCGAAAACAUGCUGAACGUCAUCGUUGAGCAGAAACGAAGAUCUAGAGAUCGCAGCCGAGCUAAUGCUAUCUCGCGCGCCGAAAAGUGGCGCUCUGGCUCUUACGGCAGUGACCUGCACGAGGGCGAUUUGGUUUUCGUUGUCCAGCAACGUGGUUACAGUGGCCGGGUGGCUCUGGGUCCCUUCCGUAUUGGAAACGUCGAUGGCUCUCUCGUCUACCUACGUGGUGAGGAAGAUCCUGUUAGUCGUGGCCAGUGUGUUCCCUAUUGCCCUGACCCUCGCUAUUCUGAUGUCGCCGGAGACGACCAUCAGGCCAUGAAGGUCGAGUUUAACUCUCUCGCUCCUGACAUGAUGAUUAUGUUUGAGGUUGAGGAACUUGACGGCCAGGUGAAGUCUCUUGAUGUUGGUAGGGUCGUGGCCGAUCCCCUGCGUGGCAAGGUCAAGGUUGAACCGUAUGCGUCUCCGACUCCUCUGUUCUGGUUUCGUAGACAGCCGCGUGAAAGAAGGCUGGUUACGGUUUCUAAGUCCCAGGUGAAGUUCUCAACUUCUGAUACUUUCCUCGAACCGGACGGCAAGCUCAGCUGUGAAUCGAUUGAGCUGCUCAGCCAGAGAGGAUAUAUACAGUGA